AUGUUUACUAGACGAUGUUCCAUAGGUAUUGAGUGCCCAGACAUAGGACAAGCCAACACACCCUUGACUGCUUUCCUUAUAUACAACCACGGACACCAUGGAUUCGCAUACAGUUGGUCACUCCCACUUCCCAACCACAUACUGAGCAACAGACGAGUAUCGAUCUACGAUUUGCACAAUUUUGAAGAUGAUUGUAGCCUUCUUCAGCCGAAUGUAACUGAAGGUGAAGAAAGUAAUGAAAAUGAGAAUAAUGACGAUGAUGAUGUUGAGAGUACAGUUGUACAGGUGAUGCCAGAGAGCAACCAGAAGGAUGUAAGAAAACACAAACGAAGACUAACAUCUGCAUUGAGGUUUGAGCAACCAAGAGUUUUAUAA
Molecule: messenger RNA, 375 nt
Organism: Candida tropicalis MYA-3404
Lineage: Eukaryota; Fungi; Ascomycota; Pichiomycetes; Serinales; Debaryomycetaceae
Exons: 1
Coding region: 1-375 (124 amino acids)
Source: RefSeq, a predicted model, not a curated record